Messenger RNA from Dracunculus medinensis (Guinea worm), 1236 nucleotides. The record is from the annotation of a GenBank genome assembly. NCBI's taxonomy places the organism in Eukaryota, Metazoa, Nematoda, Chromadorea, Rhabditida, Dracunculidae.
AUGGGUUAUGAGUUAUAUUAUGUUAAAACAAUUGCUGUGAUCAAGCAAUGGCAAAUAAUUAAAAUAAGAAUAACCGAGUAUUUAACGAAAACGGCAUUAAGUUUGGGUACAGAAGAUAAUGUUUCGAUUGACAAUUUAUCUUACUUAAUGGCCAUACAAUCACUUUGCGCAUUUUUAACGAAGAGGCAUGUUGAUUUUCAUUCGGAGAAUUCGGAAUAUUUCCGAUUUGUCGCAAACACAUCAGAUGCAAUAAAUGUAUCACUUCUUAAUCGCAUUACUUAUGCUUAUAUAGCACCCAUCAUUAUUGUUAUUGGUAUCAUCGGAGACAUUAUGACAGUUGCCACUUUAACACAUCCAAUAUUACGACGAUCUAGUAUAAUUUAUACAUAUUUAAUAUUACUCGCACUGACUGAUUUGUUAACUCAUCUUUCGAUAAUACCAAUGAUUCUAUGGUUGCUUGAUUGGCGACUUUGCUCCUAUCCAUCAGCGUUGUAUUACGCUCAUAUUGGAUUCCCACUGGUAAAUGCGCUAAUGGGUGUAAGUGUAUGGAUUGUGGUUUUUCUAACGAUGAGUCAAUAUAUGGCUGUAUGUCAUCCUUUUCGCUACUCAUACCUUAGGUCACGCAAAACAUGUUUUUGGUUGUCAGGAUUGGCCUAUAUUAUCAAUUUUUGUAUAUACAUUCCAUGGGCAACAAAAAAGGCGGUUUCAUUUGAAGUUGCACAAUGCAAAUUUGUUGUUUGCGAGCACCAAAUCGAAUUGUGGUUCAAAGUUUAUGAAUGGACACGCGAAACGAUUAGUCGACUUUUGCCUUUUGUUUUACUCGCUUAUUUUAACUCAAAAAUCUUGAUAACAUAUCGGAAUACGAAGCAAGAUCGUCUUCGCUGCCUUGCUAGCAAUACUCAAAAAGGAUCAAUAGGAGUUAAGAGUGAGAAAGAAGAACGGCGUUUAUUUAUUUUAUUAUUUUCAAUUGUGAUAAUAUUUUUUAUAUGCACAAUUCCGGCUGCUCCGUUAACAAUAUUUGUCUCCGAUUCGAGAUCGAGAAAUUUAUCGUUUCAGAUUAUCCGAGCUAUAAUAAAUGUUAUGGAAUUCACGAAAUUCGCUUUAAAUUUUUAUUUCUAUUGCCUUAUUAAUCCAGAUAUUCGUCGUGUAUGCAUUGUAUUAGCUCGCUGUGAAAAAAUCUCCAGGCAACCUCGAAUUAAAGUUACUGUGCACUUAAAAGCAUCAAAAAAACAUUAA